Humulus lupulus (European hop) is the source of this 984-nucleotide messenger RNA. RefSeq lists its product as uncharacterized. Lineage: Eukaryota; Viridiplantae; Streptophyta; Magnoliopsida; Rosales; Cannabaceae. The transcript has a single exon. Bases 1 to 984 code for a protein of 327 amino acids. The record is from RefSeq and is a predicted model, not a curated record.
AUGGACAAUAAGAAUAGUUUUUUUGCCACUUUUGUAUAUGGAUUUAAUGAUGAGGAGGGGAGGAAAAGUUUAAGGAAAGGAUUACAGGAGAUGGCUAGAUUGGACCCAUGGGUUGUGCUUGGAGACUUUAAUGAUAUUUUACACAGAGAUGAGAGAAUUGGGGAUAGAGCUCGGCACAACUUGAAUAAUGAAUUUCUUAAUUGUAUAUCUAGUUGUCAGUUGGAUGAUGUCAAAUAUAGUGGAAACUUCUACACUUGGAGUAAUAAGCAGCAAGGAACCGAUAAAAUAUACUCCAAAAUUGACAGAGUUAUGGUGAAUCAAGCUUGGAUGGACAAAUUUCCAAAUGCUGAAGCUAUUUUUCAUAAUGAAGGCUUAUUUGACCACACACCAGCAGUUCUUACAGUGCAUCCUGAUAUACCUAGUGGAAAGAAACCAUUCAAGUACUAUAGAAUGUGGUCUUCUCAUCCUCAAUAUCAUCAAGAAGUGUGUAGGGGGUGGCAUCAAAAGGUUACAGGGACAAAAAUGUACCAAAUUGUGUCUAAACUGAAGAAUCUUAAGUCCAUCUUUAAGGAGCUGAACAAGAAGGGUUAUUCAGAGAUUCAUAUGACCUAUGUGCAAGCUAAAGAGAAGUUAAGUGACUGUCAAAAUAAAAUGCAUCGUGACCCUCUGAAUGUUAUUCUACAGAGUCAAGAAUUGGAAGCCAGACAACAGUAUGCAGCAGUACAGAAAAAUUAUAGCUCUUUUUUGUCCCAAAAAGCUAAGGUUGCUUGGGUCAAAGAAGGUGAUGAAAACUCUGCAUUUUUUCACUCUAGUAUCAGAGAAAGAAGGUCCCUAAAUAGGAUAUGUUCUAUUAUUAAUGCAGAAGGGACUAGGGUGGACACUCCUGAUGAAGUUACUGAAGCUUUUCUCUCUUAUUAUCAGUCUUUGUUGGGUACUCAAAUGCUCAAGAGGCAUCGAGUUAGAAAGGCUGUUAUGGCUCAAUGA